This is a messenger RNA of Aspergillus niger, 1377 nucleotides long. RefSeq lists its product as uncharacterized. The transcript has 2 exons. Bases 1 to 1377 code for a protein of 458 amino acids. NCBI's taxonomy places the organism in Eukaryota, Fungi, Ascomycota, Eurotiomycetes, Eurotiales, Aspergillaceae. Gene Ontology annotation, cellular component: fungal-type cell wall; cytoplasm. Gene Ontology annotation, molecular function: 1,3-beta-glucanosyltransferase activity. Gene Ontology annotation, biological process: fungal-type cell wall (1->3)-beta-D-glucan biosynthetic process. The record is from RefSeq and is a predicted model, not a curated record.
AUGAAGGGCACCGCUGUCGCGACUGCCCUCGCUCUUGGUGCCUCCACGGCCCUCGCUGCGCCUUCGUCGACCAUCAAGGCCCGUGAUGAUGUGACCGCUAUCACCGUCAAGGGCAAUGCCUUCUUCAAGGGCGAUGACCGCUUCUACAUCCGUGGUGUCGACUACCAGCCGGGUGGUUCCUCCAAACUCGCGGACCCCAUUGCCGAUGCCGAUGGCUGCAAGCGUGAUAUCGAGAAGUUCAAGGAGCUCGGCCUGAACACCAUCCGUGUCUACUCGGUGGACAACUCCAAGGACCACGACGAGUGCAUGAACGCUCUGGCGGAUGCUGGCAUCUACCUUGUGCUGGAUGUCAACACCCCCAAGUACUCGCUCAACCGUGCCGACCCCGCCCCGUCGUACAACGAUGUGUACCUGCAGUACAUCUUCGCCACGGUCGACAAGUUCGCCAGCUACAAGAACACCCUGGCUUUCUUCUCGGGUAACGAGGUCAUCAACGAUGGUCCCUCCUCCAAGGCUGCUCCUUAUGUCAAGGCGGUGACGCGUGAUCUCCGCCAGUACAUCCGCAGCCGCAACUACCGUGAGAUCCCGGUCGGAUACUCUGCCGCCGAUAUUGAUACCAACCGUCUUCAGAUGGCCGAGUACAUGAACUGCGGUACUGACGAUGAGCGCAGCGACUUCUUCGCCUUCAACGACUACUCCUGGUGCGACCCCUCCUCUUUCACCACCUCCGGCUGGGACCAGAAGGUGAAGAACUUCACCGGAUACGGCUUGCCCCUGUUCCUGUCCGAGUAUGGCUGCAACACCAACAAGCGUGAGUUCGAGGAGGUCAGCGCUCUGUACGACACCAAGAUGACCGGCGUGUACUCUGGCGGCUUGGUCUACGAGUACUCCCAGGAGUCCAGCAACUAUGGUCUGGUGGAGAUCAACGGCGACAGCGUGAAGACCCUGUCUGACUACGAUGCGUUGAAGUCGGCCUACUCCAAGACCAGCAACCCCGAGGGUGACGGCGGCUACAACAAGACCGGUGGUGCCAACCCCUGCCCGGCCAAGGACUCCCCCAACUGGGACGUUGAUGGAGACUCGCUGCCCGCCAUCCCCGAACCCGCGAAGAAGUACAUGACCGAGGGCGCUGGCAAGGGCGCUGGAUUCUCCGGCUCUGGUAGCAUGAACGCCGGCACUGCGUCCACCAGCACAGCGACCCCCGGCUCGGGCUCGGCCAGCUCGUCGAGCUCCAGCUCCGGCUCCAGCGGCACCUCGACGAGCUCCACGGGCGCUGCUGCUGGCCUGCAGGUUCCCGGCUUCGCCAUGGCCCCUGUGAUGGUGGGACUGGUGACGGUGCUGUCCACCGUGUUUGGUGCCGGACUCGUCCUGUUGUAA